Molecule: messenger RNA, 413 nt
Organism: Colossoma macropomum (tambaqui)
Lineage: Eukaryota; Metazoa; Chordata; Actinopteri; Characiformes; Serrasalmidae
Gene: ndufa3
Product: NADH:ubiquinone oxidoreductase subunit A3
Exons: 4
Coding region: 57-308 (83 amino acids)
Cellular component (GO): mitochondrial inner membrane
Source: RefSeq, a predicted model, not a curated record
CAACACGAGUCAUUUUGAACUACAAUUCCCAUGAAGCAACACCAACAGAACGCAACAUGGCUGGCAUUGGAAAUUUUCUAAGAAAAGCUUGGAACAAGGAGCCUGUUGUGACAGCCGCCUGCGGGCUCGGGUUCCUGGCUAUUAUUGUGCCGUUGGCUAGUCCCUUCACUAAGUACACAGGGAUGAUGAACAAAGCAAUCCCAUACAACUACCCAGUUCCUGUACGAGAUGAUGGAAACAUGCCGGAUGUCCCAGCCCACCCAUGUGAUCCACAGGGCAGGAGCCUGGACUGGCUGAAAAACCUGUGAGGAAUCUCCCUGAAUCCCACUUCUGUACAGACCACAAUUCUCUCUCUCUUGCGUUCUCUGCUUUUGACUCAAUGGCUCUCAAUAAAUGUCCUUUGUUUAAAGACA